UUAGAUUUUCAAGUUACAUGUGAUAAACGAUGGCUGUCCAUGUAGCCGCCAUAGACUUUGGUACGACAUAUUCUGGAUAUGCAUUUUCAGUUAGUGCACCAGAAACUGAGCUGAAGGAUGUAGAAAUCUUAUCUAAUCAGAUCUGGAAUUCUGGGACGACGGAAGUUGCAUCCUUAAAGACCCCCACGUGUCUGCUGCUCUCUAAAGAUAGAAAAGUAUCAGUUUUUGGGUAUGAAGCAGAGGAACAGUAUGCAGAUAUUGUAUUGGACGGAAAUGUCGAUGAUUACUACUUCUUUCAUAGGUUUAAGAUGAAUCUUCAUAAUAACAAGAAUAUUACUAUGACUAUGGUCCUGGAAGAUGUAAGAGGUCAACCACUACCUGCUAUAGACGUGUUUUCCUUGUCAAUUAAAGCCCUAAAAGACCACCUUAACAGUACCGUCGAAAUAAAGAAUAUAGUACUUGACGAUAGGAAAACAAAGUGGAUACUUACUGUUCCGGCCAUUUGGACGGACACAGCCAAACAGUUUAUGAGAAAAAGUGCUGAAAAGGCUGGAAUAUCACGAGAUAGGCUAACAAUUGCACUCGAACCAGAAGCAGCAUCGAUAUAUUGUCAAACGUUCCCGUCUGCCGGUUGCAGAGAAAUUGCGGAAAUUGGAUCAAGAUAUAUGGUUGCAGAUCUUGGUGGUGGUACAAUAGAUGUAACGGUUUAUGAAAAAAAUCCGAACGGCACUUUAAAGGAAGUGACAAAAGCCUCCGGUAAUGGCUGUGGUGGGACCUCGGUUGAUGAAGCAUUUAUCCAGCUUUUCGUUCGCAUAUUUGGUAGACCACUUUUAAACAGUCUGAAAUCAGAGAGUCCAGAAUCUUACUUGUAUCUGUUGAGAAGUAUAGAAAACAUUAAACGAACAUUUCAACCCACACAAUCAAGAAAAGUGAAUUAAACCAUUCCAUAUGCAACGCUUGGCGAUCUCUGUCAAUCAAAUUUUGGGGAAAAUAUUAAAAAUGUCGUCAGUUCAUCAUCCUUGGCAUGUAACAUUGAAAUAUGUAAAGACAAGAUGAGAAUUGAGCCAGUAUUCGCUAAAUCGCUUUUCAAGACAACAUGUGAUAAUGUUGUAACUUUAAUACAGUCUGUUCUACAACAGUGGAAGUUGGCAAUGUUUCUAGCAUUCUGCUUGUUGGUGGUUUUGCGGAAUGUAAGAUGGUACAGAAUACUUUAAAGACCGCAUUUCCAAGCAUAAACAUUAUUUUGCAAGAAGAUUCAGGUGUUAUCGUUCUGAAAGGUGCAGUUUUAUUUGGUUAUAAAUCCGACAUCAUAUCAUCGCGAAUAGCACGAUAUACUUAUGGCGUCAGUUGUUCUGUGCCUUUUGAUGAACGUUUUCAUGAUCAGAAAAGAAAGAUAUUUCGGAACGGAAAGACAAAGUGCAAAAACAUAUUUGAUCCAUUCAUUUGGAUCAACACAUCUAUGCCGUUAGAACAUACAAUUAAAAAAAUCUAUUCAACGAACGAAAAGACCGGCGGCAUAUGUGGAGUGUAUAUCACGGAUAGGGACAAUGGUAUGUAUACUGACACGGGAGAAUGUACAUCAUUUGGGGAGUUCAAAUUUGUCAUUUAUAAUCCAGACUGCCAAGAAAAAAUUCUGGAAGUUUUAUUUAACUUUGGAGACACAGAAUUUUCAAUGACUAUGGUAGAUCUUGAAUCAAAAACUGAAAAGAAGGAAUUCUUUGUAAUUCAACGUUAGGCUGAUCUUUUAUAAUUGUGUGCAGAACGCCUUUAAAAACAAUUUAUGCUCUUUAAUAAUUUGAUUUUUUAACCAUAUUUCAUAAGGGAAGAAUGAUAAUAUUGAUAUUUAUAGUCAAAUAAUUUAACAAUCUUGACGAUGAACGAAUCAAAUCAGGACGGUGCAACAUGCGGAGUAGGAUCUGGUUAGUGGGAUAAACGAAAUUGGCAGUAUUUAUGAGAGGCCAGUAAACAUCAGAAGAUCAUCAGAAUAAUAAAGAACAGUUUGUAAUUUUUAACGGUUAUAAUACUUUAUUCUAUUGCUCCCUAUUAUUCUAAAUUCUAAUUUUUUGGCUCAUUUUUCUCUAUUCAUGAUAUUAUAAUCUGUAUUCUGUAAACCCCAUCAAGACCCUUGAACAUGGUGUCCAAUACUUAUAUUCUUCUUUUAUAUAUAAAUUUCAUACUUAUAUGCUUUCAUUGACCUGUAACUAAUUUUUUUGGGUAAUGUGUCUCAGUGUCUCAUUAUUAUUUCUUCUGAACCUGUUUUUUUUUCAUAGCCAAUAAAAAUCAAAGGGGUUUAACUAUCACUCUGGUUUAAAGACGUGUCUUCCCUUAAAGAUGGUUCUUUGCAAUUGUUCUCUUCAUAGUAAGAAACUAUUUUUUUUUUAAUUUCUCAAGAUGGUUAUCUGCAUUUGUUCUCUCCAUAGUAAGGAACUUAGAUUAUUAAACGAAACAGUUUAUAUUGAUCAAUUUAUUAUGAGAAUAAUCAGAAGUCAACCGUACGUAACAGCUAUUGGUUAAAUAUUCCAGAAGCUCUUUUUAUAUUUCGCUGUAAAACUGAACCGUGAUUGGUUACAUUAAAACGAUUGCUCUUUGAUUACGUUAAGGUUCUAGUCAACAGAUCCCUGUAGGCAUAGAAAAAGUAAACAAAAGAACUAAAAACUCUAUUUCAAUUCCGCAAUUCACAACUAGUGAGCAGGAUAUGUAGGAAGUCAUAUUCAUUUCGUGUCUUUCUAUUCAUAUCAGAUGACUUCUAAAAUCAUAUAUUCUACUAAAUUUACCACUCCAAUUUUACAUGUACAAUCCUUAUAAAUAUUAAUGGCAUCGUAGCUGCACAACAAUGAGGGCCGUGAUGGGGUUCACAGAAUAGAGCACCUCCCCCCCCCC
Mytilus californianus (California mussel) is the source of this 2880-nucleotide messenger RNA. RefSeq names its product heat shock 70 kDa protein 12B-like. Bases 30 to 938 code for a protein of 302 amino acids. The transcript is spliced from 4 exons. The record is from RefSeq and is a predicted model, not a curated record. Gene Ontology annotation, molecular function: ATP-dependent protein folding chaperone; ATP binding. Lineage: Eukaryota; Metazoa; Mollusca; Bivalvia; Mytilida; Mytilidae.